Messenger RNA from Aureobasidium uvarum, 4545 nucleotides. The record is from the annotation of a GenBank genome assembly. NCBI's taxonomy places the organism in Eukaryota, Fungi, Ascomycota, Dothideomycetes, Dothideales, Saccotheciaceae.
AUGGUGCAAUAUCAGCACCUGGCGGUCAAAACUGCCUUGGUCCUUGGACUGCAAGCCAUCUGCGCCAAUGCAGCCCCUACGACAGCUGCAGAUGAGAAUGCGACCGCUUACUUUCCACUGCUCGACCGAAUCGCCGAAGGCCACUUCGAUCAUGCUUCGACGGACCAAGAUCUCUACGACCUAUUCAAGAAGACGCUACAAGAAGAAGGACAUCUCGCCAAAGCAGAAGACGUCUCUUCGUUCGACUACGCCUUGUCUAUACAUGCUGCUGCACCAAAGAUUGAGGCACACUAUCAAUUCUACAAAACCACAGUAGAGCCUACGCUCAAGAACCGCUUGGACAGGAACUGUGAGACUUGGCUACACUUUAAUGGCCAACAAUAUUGCGAUGCCGACCUGUCGAGCUCAUCAGGAAACUCAGUAGAUCAGGAGUAUGCCAAAGACUGUUCUUCGAAUGAUUGUCAAAAUGCUGACGUUCUGCAGNNCCGCAUACUAGACCUUCCAUUCGACCGCAUCAUGGGUGAUAAGCAGAGCAAGACGCCUGCCAUUCUCUACGCAGAUCUUAUGUCUCCUUCUUUCCGCCAAUUUCACAAGACAGUCGGUCUGACUGCCAAGUCUGGAAAGACAUCAUACAGAGUGAGAUACAGACCUUCUUUAAGCGUGCCUGGAUUCCCGCUUGCUGUUAGUGGAUACGGUAUAGCCCUCGACUUGAAGAGGACUGAUUACAUCGUCAUUGACGACCGCAAGGCCGAUGACUCGGAUGAUACAGACAACAAUGCUUCUAGCGCUAAGUUGACGGACGAGGAUAUGACUGAUCUCAAGCCACUAUCAUCCAAAGAGUUGAUUAGACUGGACAUGAGAGCGUCCAGCUUUGUCAUGGACAGUGCAGAUCCAUUCGAGACUUUAUUGAGACUCACCCAGGACUUUCCGAAGCACUCGGCAGCCAUGUCUACUCACGAAGUUUCGGAGCAGUUCAGAAAGGAGCACCUGGCCAAUCGGGAAGUCUUCUUGCCAUCGGGAUACAAUGUCAUCUGGGUGAAUGGUCUCCAGAUUCUGGCUCGUGACUUUGAUGCUUACGCUAUGCUCGAGCACUUGCGCCGUGAGCGUAAGUUGAUCAAUAGUGCUAGCGAGCUUGGCCUGACUGGAAGAGAGGCCGUGCAGCUCUUGUCACAUUCUUCAAUCUCGGAAGCUGCCUCAACCCAAGAGCCUCAGCGUUAUGACUGGAGAGAUGAGCUUGAAGGUGGCAGAGUUAUCAUCUGGUUGAAUGAUAUCGAGCAUGACAAACGUUAUGCCGAAUGGCCAUCUCAAGUCAAAGCAUUGCUGCAACGAACAUAUCCUGGACAACUGCCUCCUGUUCGUAAAGAGAUCCACAACCUUAUUCUUCCAAUCGAUUUCGCCAAUUACAAGGACGUAGACAUGGUCGUUGAGAGCUUGCAAAGCUUCGUGAAGAGAAAGGUCCCUAUUCGAUUUGGUCUGGUACCCAAGACGUCCUCUACUGCAUCUUCGGAACAAGCCAAGGCUGUAUAUCACUUGCUCGAUACCUACGGUCUUGGUGUUGCUCUACAUCAGGGCCGAAAACUCUCUGGUCCAGUGCAAUCCGUAUUCGAAGGUACGACCAAGGGUAGUAAGAUCCGUAAGGAUCGCAUUGCAGCACCUUUGCAAGAGGUCUUGCAGAACGACGACUCCAACACACGUGUUGCAUCUGCACAAAAGUAUCUUGCCCGUCUGGGUGCAUCUGGACCCACUCCGCCUUUCUUUGUCAAUGGUAUUCCUCUGCCAAUGUCUGAUGAAUGGCUUCAAGAGAUGAGCCAACGCGUGAGCACGGACUUGCGUACUGUACAGAAAGCCGUCUUCGAGGACGAACUCGAUGAUGAGAGCUACGUUCCUGAAGUGUUCUUGUCUCGUGCAACCACUCGUCGUAAUCCAUGGAUCAUUCCUGAAGAUGAAAACAGCAUUCGACAAGUCAAUCUGGCAUCCAUCUCAGAUCUGAACGAAGGAGCAAUCGGGUCGAUCCCCAGCUUGCCGGCCAGUAAGGACACCGUCUCAAACGAUCUCGUCCACCUUGUCGUCAUAGCAGACUUUGACUUGGAAUCUGCUCAGCGUAUGCUUUCAGAACUUAUUGUCUUACGCAAAGAAGAAUACGACCAGGUUGAGAUCCUACUCAUUCACAGCUCUACUGAGCCACUGUCAACCUCAAGCUUUGCGGUUGACUUGUUCAAGACCAUGAUCCAGGGUUCUGUUGUCACAUUGGAUGCCUUGGAAGCGCUGAUGUCAAAGGGCAAGGUUGCCGUUUCCGAAGAUGAUGUUGUCGCAGCUCAGGCUUUCUGGUCAUCGGCUGACAGAUUCCUCAAUGAUGUUGCUUUCAGCGUCGGCGAACAAGGACUCUUGUUGGCAGGUCGGGUCGUUGGGCCAAUGCCAUCUUUCGAAGGAUUCGGCCGUGACGACUUUGAGACGCUCUUGUCGUAUGAACGCAUGAAGCGCUUGAUGCCAGCGGCUCAAGCUAUCAAGGGUGUCAACAUCGUAGACAAGGCCAAUACCGCCUUAUCAUUCUCCAAGUUGUCGAACUUGAUCGCGCUAUCAUCGAAGUCGGACGUCCCUGAAGGCAUGUUUGAUUCUGCUCCUCCUGCUCGAGCAGACGUUUUUAGUGGCUGGACUGGCUCGCACACCCUUAUAGAGCGCGGCGAUCUCGAGUCUGCAACUGUUCAGAUUGUCGCGGCUGUGGACCCCGCAUCUGAGACAGCUCAACGUUGGGUCCCCAUUCUCAAAGUCCUCUCCGAGCUUUCUGGUGUUCAUCUGCGCCUGUACUUGAACCCAAAGGAAAGACUGGACGAGCUACCUGUGAAGCGUUUCUACCGACAUGUGUUGGAGUCAAAGCCUAGAUUCGGUAAGCACGGCUCUCUUGAAGGCACUCUAGCCCACUUCGAAGGUCUUCCCGCAGACGCCCUUCUUACAAUGGCCAUGGACAUGCCACCUGCAUGGCUUGUUGCACCCAAAGAUAGUGUCCAUGAUCUCGACAACAUCAAGUUGAGCUCGACUCAAGGCAGAGAUAUCGAGGCCACCUAUGAGCUCGAGAGUAUCCUCAUUGAAGGUCACUCCAGAGAUGCGACUAUUGGUACUGCACCUAGAGGAGCUCAGCUUGUGCUUGGUACGAACAAAGAUCAGCACUUUGCCGAUACUAUCAUCAUGGCGAAUCUAGGCUACUUCCAGUUCAAGGCCAAGCCUGGCUUCUACAACCUCACCUUACAGAAGGGGAGAAGCGAGGAGAUCUUCAAGAUCGACAGCGCUGGCACUCUGGGCUACAGUCCUCAAACAGGCGACGAGAUGACUGAGAUUGCUCUUACCAGCUUCCGAGGUGCUACCAUCUUCCCUCGCCUCUCUCGCAGAUCCGGAAUGGAGGAUGAAGACGUUCUUGAAAGUGCCAAAACACCGACUGACCAUAUCACUGACAAGGCUGAUAAGAUCCUCGCCAAGGUUGGUCUUGGUAGCGUGAAAUCUGGCGAAGUCCUUUCCAAAGCUCAGAAGUUUGGCUCAGGCCUGCUUUCCGGAUCGUCUGGAUCUACCACUGAUAUCUCGACUCUACCCCAUGCCGACAUCAACAUCUUCUCGGUUGCUUCUGGCCACCUCUACGAGCGCAUGUUGAAUAUUAUGAUGCUCUCGGUCACAAAGCACACCUCGCAUACUGUCAAGUUCUGGUUCAUUGAACAGUUCCUGUCUCCAUCCUUCAAAGCCUUCCUCCCCAUCAUGGCCGAAGAGUACAACUUCCGCUACGAAAUGGUAACCUACAAAUGGCCACACUGGCUGCGCGGCCAGAAAGAGAAGCAACGCGAGAUCUGGGGCUAUAAAAUCCUCUUCCUGGACGUCCUGUUCCCUCUGGAUCUCGACAAAGUGAUUUUCGUGGAUGCAGACCAGAUUGUCAGGACAGACAUGUAUGAGCUUGUCACUUAUGAUCUGCAAGGUGCACCCUAUGGUUUCACACCUAUGUGUGACUCUCGCACCUCGAUGGAAGGCUUCCGCUUCUGGAAACAAGGAUAUUGGAAGAACUUCCUGCGCGGACUGCCUUACCAUAUCUCUGCUCUUUAUGUUGUCGAUCUGGUAAAGUUCCGUCAAAUGGCUGCGGGAGAUAGACUCCGUCAACAAUACCAUCAGCUUUCUGCAGACCCCAACUCCCUGUCAAACUUGGACCAGGAUCUACCGAAUCAUAUGCAGCAUGUGUUGCCCAUUCAUAGUCUACCACAAGAGUGGCUGUGGUGUGAGACUUGGUGUUCGGACGAGACGUUGGGUGUUGCGCGCACCAUAGACCUUUGCAACAACCCGCAGACCAAGGAACCUAAGCUGGAGAGAGCGAGAAGACAGGUUCCUGAGUGGACCAUCUAUGACGAUGAGAUUGCUGCACUGGCGCAGAGGAAGAUUGGAGAGGGUAAGAAUCCUAUUGCUGGUAACGCUUCUGGUGCUGGCAUUCAAGCAGAGAUGCAGGAGCAGGAUGCCAGGAAGCAAAAGGAAGAAAAUGAGAAGAAGGAAAAGCAAAAGGGGCACGACGAGUUGUAG